AUGGAGUCGCAACAGUCCCAAGGCUCACGCAGCCCGUCCAUGUCGUCCAUGUCACUUCCCCUCGGCCGACGUCGGUCCCGCAGCUCGAUGGCAACGACCCAGACUGAGCGAGAAUCGAUGAAUACAGCUCUCGAUCACAUACAUAAUGCAGCUUAUCAAUCCGAAUCACUCACUCUGUUCGAAGAGUUUACCAGCCCCCCGCUACCGUCCUCAGUAUCUGACGAGAAAGGCUUAUCCGAAGAGCUGCAAGGUGGACUAAGCGGCCUAUACAGUCGAUUUAGGACUUCCGUGGGAGGAGUGAGGGAUAUCGUCAGUGGCGGAAAGCCUACAGACAAGCAUGCGGCUGAAACAUCCACGGCCAAGAGUCCUGCGUCUGAGCGCUCGCUGGUCAAGCCUGCCUCAGAAGCAGCCAGUAGCUCGGUUGAUCACCUACCGUCACAGCCCACCUCUUUGCAAGGAUCAAGACUUCAGUCGCCUGUUGUAGCAAGCUUCCAAUCUCAGCAAGAUCCCGUACCACCGACAGCAACGGGGAGAAGAUCAAGGAUAUCCUCUAAAAGUGGCAGCGUAUCUUCAAAGACAUCCAUUCCCCCUUCCCCUGGGAUCAAGCCUGGUAUUGCGCCGUUGACGAAGGCGACUGGAACCGCCGUUGCCGCAGAACCAACCAUCACCCAACGACAUGUCAACGUUAUGGGAGAGCCCCAUCACUCAAGAAGUAGCUCCGUUAAUGUCCCGUUCCAAGCUCCAUUUUCAGGAGUUCACAGCGCAGAGUCAACAAGCAUCGGCAGCAAGGAUGGCGCUGUGGACCUUUCUAUGAGUCAGACGUCCUCCUUGUUGAACCAGAACCUUUCCAAUUCGCCGGUGCUAUCUGGAAAGAUACACGACAGCCAUGAGGACCAGGGCCAACCUAACCCCAAAGAAUUACAUGUCUCGGCCACUCACACUUCAGACAAUCAGUCUCGAAAAUCAGUCUCUACUGAUUCACAAAGACCGCCUGAAAAUGCAUCACAAACUGCCAUGCUUAGAAGUAAUAAGCUGGCCGAGCCAAUCCAGGACCAUGUGUUUCAGCGCUUGGGAGACAGAUCGAAUUCGCGGACAUCUUCUCGUUAUGACGAGUCGCGAGCUUCAAUAUCUGCCUCCACUAGUCUCUCAAGACUUUCUUCCCGUGAUGAAUCGACGUAUCACCCAGAACAGUCUUCCACCAAGCCAGCGACUGUCUCUCGCGAAGGCCCGGAUGCCAAUGAGCCACCCAAGAUCAUUUUCCCAGAUCAAGCAAGUGGCAAAAAGAUCCCAGCCCGACCUGGGCGACUUCCUGGCUAUGAUAUGUCACGAAUGUCCACGGCAGGGACCAUGACCACGAUGUCCUCGUUGCCUCCGUUGAAAACAAAGAUCGAUCAGGCUACCAGUAAGCCCUCGCAACCAAGCCGUCAACUGACUGCCGGUAGUGAUGGUGUUCUAUCUCAGUUAAGAAGUAAAUUGCUUAGCAAAGACUUCUGGAUGCGCGACGAGAAUGCCAAAGACUGCUUCCACUGUGGCGAUCCUUUUACCACAUUCCGCCGAAAACACCAUUGUCGAACCUGCGGUCAAAUUUUUGAUUCAAAAUGUACUCUGCUCAUUUCAGGGGCGCGGUUUGGCCAACCUGGUAGCAUCCGAGUCUGUAACCCUUGCGAAAAAAUGAUCAAUGCCCAUGAUGAUGAUUCUUCUGAGUUCUCGGAUAGUGAGCAAAGCCCCAUAGUUGCCAACCCGCGGGUUGCUGAACUCGGCUGGGGCAAUAAUACAAGGGCACCAGCAGAUGACGAUGAUUCAUCCUCUAUCAUAUCCCAGUCAAUUGAUCAUGUUCUCAGAACCCCAACAAUGGCCAUACCGGCCACACGGCGUGCUGGUGAGGGUCACAACCGCCGGUCGGCGGUCCUUGAAAUCAACCCUGAUCGCCCGUUGGCACGACCUACUUCUUCGCGGUCACUGCGGUCCUCACUUGGUGCAAGACCGCAUUCUAUGAGCCACAAGCGUCAUCAUUCUCGUCAGCAGUACAUUCGGGGCUUCAAGACACAUGAAGACCGAGCACCUUUCCAACGCCGACAUGCAGAUGACUCCGGCUUUGAAUCCCGGUUACCUGCUUUUCACAAAGAUAACAUCAUUGACCCUGAUCUGGCUCAAUAUCUUUCUGAUGAUGCAUCAAGUGGCGACGAGCAACCUAGCCUUUUAUCUGCCGUUUCUGAGGGCGCUCUGUCUAAAAGUGGUGACGGCGAGAGAGCCUCCUUUGGCGGGCUGCUAGCCUCGCUGAAAAAGAGCCGCUCUGCUUUUGGGGACCGAAGUACUCCUAGCAUGAAUAAAGACCCGGAUGAAGCCAGUAUCACCAGCUCUAGAGCUGUGAAUCUUCCCCGUUCAUCUCGUCGUCGGAACCUGAGCGUGGCAAGCAGUAUGCACCGCCAUUCGCCAAGGACGUCAAAGGACAUGCUCCAUGAUGUCUCUUUGCCACCGGCUCCUUUGCCUCUCAAUCUCAAAAAUGCUGGGUUUAAGAUGACCCGGAGCUCAUCAAUGAGAGGCCAUGGAGCACCGCCAGUUGAACUGAACCGAGUGAGCCUAGAGCAUGUCAGAAAGCUUCUCCAUCAACUUCUUGUGGAGUCCGCCAUACCUAGCGGUGAUAGUUGGGAGAAUGCCCUAAUACCAAUCUUGUUGAAGGCGGCAGAUGAAGUCGACCCAGAUGUACAACGAGGAGAUGACAUGGAUAUCCGUCACUACGUCAAAUUGAAGAAAAUCCCCGGUGGUAGGCCUGGGGAUACUGCUUACGUAUCCGGUCUCGUCUUUACAAAAAACUUGGCCCUGAAAAGCAUGCCAAGAAGCAUCCCACGUCCAAACAUCUUGAUUAUAACCUUCCCUCUCGAAUAUGCUCGUCAGCAACAACACUUCAUGAGCCUCGAGCCUCUCAUUAGACAAGAGCGUGAAUUUUUGGAGAACCUUGCCAGUCGAAUCGCAGCAUUGCACCCAAAUUUGCUUUUGGUCGAAAAGAAUGUUUCUGGCCUGGCGCUUGAACUCCUCGAGAAAGCCGGUAUUGCAACUGCGUACAAUGUGAAGCCAUCUGUUCUUGAGGCUGUAUCGAGAUGUACACAGACUAGGAUUGUCACAUCCAUGGACAAGCUAUUGACAACCACGUUGCAUAGUGAUUGCAGCAGCUUUGACGUGAAGACCUAUGUCCACAGCGGUCGGAAGAAGACCUAUAUGUAUAUCUCUGGCUGCCCGAAAGAGCUCGGUUGUACCAUUGUCCUGCGCGGCGGCGAUGACGAAGUUCUUGGGAAAGUGAAGAGGAUCACUGAGUUCAUGAUCUACGUUGUUUACAAUCUUCGAUUGGAAACCUGCGUCAUGCGAGAUGAAUUCGCACAGAUACCGACCUCACCAACAGAAGAGCAGGUGAUAGCGGAGAAAGACAAAAAAAUCACGUCACAGGCUACUAACGAGAGUGAGACUCAGAAUGAAACCGACGAGAAGAUUGGCGAUGCCUCUGACAGCCAAAUCCUCGUCCCACCUGAUGCCACGCAAGUCCCAGACGAUAUUCCAAUGCCGAAUUAUUAUGACGAUAUAGUCCAAGAUCAUCAGACCAAGAUUCUUUCUGCCUCACCUUUCGUCAAAUUUGAACCUCCAUAUCUUCUGAUGCGUACCCGAGAAAUGGAACGCAGACUCGCCUAUCUGAAACGCCUCCGUGACCAAGAUGGCAACUCUGACGAAGUCAUAGAUGAAAAGGCCAAGCCGCAAAAGUUCGUUCUUAUCACCCCAGAAAUGGUUCAUCAAUCACCGCGAGACGCUCCAGCAAAGAUCAAGGAAGUGUUGCGUGCUGCUCAUGAUGCGGAGUAUGACCGAGCGCUGUAUCACUAUCAAACUCAAAAGCGCCAGUGGGAGGCUUAUGUUGCGGGAAACGCCAACAUGUUUGAUCCCUAUUCACACCAGAACCUCGUCGUUCUAUACAGCCUCGUGUGCACAACAACCUCAGUGCCUUGUUCUGGACCGGACGUCUUUGCUCUAGAGUUCUACAAUGAGCAUGGCGACGACGUUAUUUUUGAGUCCGACCUCACAAUUGGGCAGUAUGUUGAAGACCUCUGCCACUCAGCCAAUGCUGUUUGCACCGUCAAUGGCUGCGAGAAACGAAUGUUUGAACAUCAUCGUCAGUAUGUUCAUGGUGAUGCGCAAAUCAGUGUGCUGGUUCAGCCCUAUCCAUCCAAAUUGCCUGGUCUUCAGGAUAUUGUGUUGAUGUGGAGUUGUUGCAAGAUCUGCGGCAAUGAAACUCAAGUGACCCCAAUGUCGGAGAGCACGUGGAAGUACUCCUUCGGAAAAUACUUGGAGCUAUCCUUUUGGGGCAGAAAUUUGCAUGCUCGUGCCGGGGUUUGCCCCCACGACCUACAGCGAGAUUAUAUACGCUAUUUCGGCUUCAAAGAUGUUGCUUUGCGAGUACAGUAUGAUCCCAUUCGUCUCCUUGAGAUCAUCGUUCCUCGCCCACGUGUCACUUGGAAGGUGGACAAUGACCUGAAGUUGAGAAACGAAGUCUAUCUCCGUACAGAGCAGCGUAUCAAAUGUUUCAUGGCAUCUGUCAAUUCUCGUUUGAAGGGCAUCAAUGUCGACAGUGUUGUUCCUGAGUUGGUAGACAGCUGCAAGCUGGAGAUUGAAUCCUUGAUCAAAAAGGGUCAUGAAGAUCACAAUACCUUGAUCUGGCACCUGCAAGACAAAUACACAGGCUCUCGCUAUUGGGAGAUCAUACCGCUGAAUGAGGUGCUUCGUGCGGUGCAAGAAAAGGUUGUGGAAUGGGACACCACCUUUGCUGAUUUCGAGAAGAACUUCUUCCCUUCUGAAAAGGAUAUCAAGCACAUGGCAACCCUACAGCUCAAAAAGAUAUUCCUUGACAAGGACGCCACAUCAGUCUCCCCAGAAGAUCCUCUGCGAGCUCCAACCGAUGCGGAUGAUGAAAUCGAUGAAGAAGUCGAUAGGCCACGGAUGAUGAGGCGCAUGACACUUUCCCCGGAAAAGGCACAGAAUGUACUGGUCUCGGUUGUUGAAGAACAUGCUGGCAAAAAGCACCGUGAGGAGUUCCCGGGAACUGAGAUACCCUCCCAUCCAGAAUCAACCGAAGAUGGAUUGUCAGUCGACGCAGUCAAUGGCAAAAGGUCUUCCCCGCAAGAUGAAGCUGUGUCACAGGAAGAAGUCCGCCAUCUUGACUUAGCCGUUCCUUCAGGUCAAUUGGAACGGGGCCCGGUUGAUACCAAUCUCAGUUCAAACCACCCGUUGCCCGACCCCGAUUUUCCUGCGAUGGAAAUUACCGACGGAUCGUCGGAAUCGCCAUCACCAAAAACGUCUGUAUUCCCCAAAGCAAAAUAUAGCGGAAAAGAAGAUAGCGAAACCACCCUGCCAAGCACCCCAAUACGUCGACCUUCAGCGAUCCCCCGUCCUACCGAAGCAGCGUUUCGACGCUCUGGCAAAGCACGGUCUCCUCCGCUCUUGCGUGCUCAAUCCCAGCCCGCGAACAUUGCGAGGGACAGGAAUAUCAGCAGCAUUGCACUCCCAAGCCUGAAAAUGGCAACCACCAACCCAAUUGAACUUGACAAACCUGGAGGGGAGUCCCCCAAGUCGGACAAGAAGUUGAGCGACCGUUUGGGCUUGAGUGCCCUUAAAAAUGCUCGGUUUGCUUCAGGUCACUCUCUUAUCCCACGGUCCACUCCAGGUAAGAGGGGAAGCUCGCGCGUUUCCAACCUUGCAAGGCAUUUUGAACAGUUGAGCCGAGAAUUCGAGAAAGAACGACAGCGCGAGAGACGUCAACGAGCUGCCCGAGGAACUUACUCACGUGCGUUCCCAUUGGCGUCCUCGAAGCCCAUCGUGGAAGUCUAUCGGAACGUCAGAGAGGCUGUGGAAGAGCGCGAGCCUCCGGUUGACGGCGAGGAAUCUUCGCCCCCUGCCCCGCGGAUCCCAAUGGAUGACUUGAGCCGUAAAAGCGAUGAAUUUGUCAAUGAGACACCUCUUGAAGAGCAUCACAAACAUCCUUUGCCAAAGCACUCACCCACUGAGCCUACCGAGGCAGAAACGGAGCAUCGUCCUGAUGCCCAGCUGUUCUCUGAUGCCGAGCCAGACGAUGGCCAAAGUGAUGAGGAUCGAACCAUGACUGAGGACCUUCAUCCGGUAGAUUCACACGAAGAAACCAAGAACUCGGCAGAAGACGAAUCAUUGGAUUUCAAGGAUAUGCCCAAACAUGAGCGUACUACACUUUUGAAGAUGUUGACGAACUUCUGGUCUGAGCGCUCUGCGAGUGGAUGGGCAUCCCUUGAUUAUCCCCUCAGUGUUAUGGAUCACGUUUUUGCCGAUUGUGAUAUCAUCGUGCGCGAGGAUGAGCCGAGUUCUCUGGUAGCCUUUGCAUUGGACUCGUCUGACUACAAAGAAAAGCUUUCAAGCAUUCAGCAACGGUAUGACGAGAUGGAGGAAGAUCAACCAGAGCCCAAGGGUGAGAUGGAGGCCGUGAAUGAAGCACGCGUUGAACACGCUCUCUUGCGACCUACAGGCACACACCUCAAGUACCAAUUCCAAGAAGGCCAAGCCAAGAUGCUUUGCAAGGUGUUCUAUGCGGAACAAUUCGAUGCAUUACGCAAGAAGUGUGGUGUAGCAGAUCGAAUCGUCGAGUCGUUGUCCCGAUGCGCAAAAUGGGACUCAAAGGGUGGCAAGACCAAAUCAUUAUUCUUGAAGACGCUUGACGAUCGUUUCAUUCUCAAAUCACUUUCGCCAAUCGAAACACAGGCCUUCCUCAAGUUUGCUCCCGCGUACUUCCAAAUCAUGUCCGAAGCGUUGUUCCAUGAACUGCCAUCUGCGAUCGCCAAGAUGUUUGGCUUCUAUCAGGUCAUCAUUAAGAACCCCGUUACCGGAACCGAGUUUAACUGGUUCUUGCUUCUGAUGGAGAACCUGUUCUACGAUCGUGUCCCUACUCGCAUCUUCGAUCUCAAGGGCUCCAUGCGAAACCGCAAAGUGCAGAGCACCGGUGAACGGGAUGAGGUCCUUCUGGACGAAAACAUGGUAGAUUUCAUUUAUGAGACACCACUCUUCGCCCGUGAGCAUUCGAAGAAACUUCUCGGUCAAAGCGUAUGGAACGACACUCUCUUCCUUGGUCGUCAAGACGUCAUGGACUACUCGCUCAUGGUUGCCAUUGAUGAAAGCCGCGACGAGCUGGUUGUCGGCAUCAUCGACUGCAUCCGUACCUACACCUGGGACAAAAAACUCGAGUCCUGGAUUAAGGAUAAGGGCUUCGGUGGUGGUGGCCGCAACCGACCAACAGUCACUAGUCCCAGGGAAUACAAGGGUCGUUUCCGUGAGGCGAUGGCCAGAUAUGUGCUCCAAGCUCCAAGCUGCUGGCACCAAUUACAACCAAAUUCGAUGCAUCGAUACGCACAGGGCGAGAACCAAGCCACCGAAACCGAAGUGGACGACGGCUUCUUGGAAGACCCCAAUUUCUAG
Messenger RNA from Penicillium antarcticum, 7473 nucleotides. RefSeq names its product 1-phosphatidylinositol-3-phosphate 5-kinase FAB1. Lineage: Eukaryota; Fungi; Ascomycota; Eurotiomycetes; Eurotiales; Aspergillaceae. The record is from RefSeq and is a predicted model, not a curated record. Bases 1 to 7473 code for a protein of 2490 amino acids. Gene Ontology annotation, cellular component: fungal-type vacuole membrane; endosome membrane. Gene Ontology annotation, biological process: phosphatidylinositol phosphate biosynthetic process. The transcript is spliced from 2 exons. Gene Ontology annotation, molecular function: ATP binding; 1-phosphatidylinositol-3-phosphate 5-kinase activity; metal ion binding.